UUCAAACACUGCCCCCAAAACAACAUCAUCUUGCCUGCACAACGGAUCGACCGGAUGGAACAAGAGCUCAGCACUUGGCCUCGUCCUUGGCCGAGGGAAUUGACUGGUUGUACUGAUCAUCAAUCCUGCAGCCCUGGUGGCAGUGAAGCGUGUGAUUUGGUCUGGAUCCUUGACAUCAUGGCCUGAUUCCACCCAAGACACGAACACACUCCAAACUUCCCGCCAUGCAAAAAUGUGGAAAUGCCUUCAGCUCGCCAUUACUGCUCACUUCAGUAACAUACUACUAAUAUCAUCCUAUUCAUCCAUGCAAGCCGGGUAGUGAUACGGUAUGAUAAUCCACAGAGCAUCGCCAUCCAUCCAGGUGACUGCGUUUGUGAAGGUGAAAUAGGCUGCCGCUCCUAUCCUUCUUCUCCUUUGUAUCUUCCCUGUCUGUGGUGUGUUGUAUCCCUCUCAGACCUGGACCACUUACCAUUAUGAAGUUCGCUCUGCUAGCUAUCAUUGCCAGUACUGUCGCGGCCGGUGUGGAUGCACACGCCAUCCCACUCGAAAAUGACUACGUCGACACCUUGGUCGCUGUCGAGAACCUGCGACGGGCCUUGCCCAACUCGCCCAAAGGAUACACUCCGACCUUCCAGAAUUGCCCUGCCAAUGCCCCUGUGGUUCGAAGCGCUGCUUCCCUUUCGCCAAACGAGACCCAAUGGUUACAGAAGCGCAGGAAUAACACUAUUGCCCCCAUGCGCAACUUGUUGAGCCGAUUGAACAUCCAAGGGUUUAAUGCGACGCGAUACAUCGAUCAGGUGGCCCAUAAUGUCUCCGCUCUACCCAACAUCGGCAUUGCCGUGUCGGGAGGCGGUUGGCGAGCACUGAUGAAUGGUGCGGGUGCGAUAAAGGCGUUUGAUUCCCGCACCGCCGACAACAACGCCAAGGGCAAGCUUGGUGGUCUGCUCCAGUCGGCGACAUACCUGUCGGGCUUGAGUGGAGGAUCAUGGUUAGUUGGGUCCCUUUUCAUGAACAACUUCACGACCGUCGGGGCACUACAGGCGCAAACGAGUGGUUCGGUGUGGGAAUUCGGCAACAGUGUGAUUGAAGGUCCCGAGAAAAGCGGACUCCAAAUCUUCAACACGGCCGAAUAUUAUGCCAACUUGGUGAGCGAUGUCGAAGGAAAGUCAGACGUCGGGUUCAACACGUCCCUUACCGAUCUUUGGGGUCGGGCCCUUUCGUACCAACUGAUCAAUGCCACCGAGGGCGGCCCGGCUUACACCUGGUCCUCUAUUGGCAUUUCGGCACCCUUCUUGAAAGCCGACACCCCAUAUCCCAUCAUUAUUGCCGACUCACGAGCACCGGGGGAAACGCUGAUCCCGUCCAACACGACCAUCUACGAGUUCAACCCAUAUGAGAUGGGCUCCUGGGAUCCCACCUCCUUUGGCUUCGUCCCAAUGAAUCAUUUGGGCACCAAUUGGACAGCAGGCCGAGUGCCGGCGAAUAAGAAGUGUGUGGUAGGCUUCGACAAUGCUGGCUUCCUUAUGGGAACGUCAUCUAGCUUGUUCAACCAAUUCAUCUUGAAUCUCAAUGCAACUGGGAUUCCAGAUGCGUUGCAGAACCUCGUCGCAGAUAUCCUGACGGAUUUGGGUGACGAUAGCAACGACAUUGCUGACUAUACACCCAAUCCGUUCUAUCGAUAUAACCCGCUCACCAAUCCUUCGGCCAAUUCGUCGCGGCUCACGCUCGUUGAUGGCGGGGAAGACCUGGAGAAUGUGCCCCUUCACCCGCUUAUCCAACCCAACCGUCACGUGGACGUCAUCUUUGCAGUCGACUCAUCGGCCGAUACCAGCUUCAACUGGCCGAAUGGAACGUCUAUGGUGGCCACGUAUGAACGGUCAUUGAGCGCCAUUGCGAAUGGCACAGUCUUCCCAAGUGUCCCCGAUGUCAACACCUUUGUCAAUCUGGGCCUCAACUCGCGUCCGACUUUCUUUGGCUGCGAUACGUCCAAUUUCACGGGCGGCACUAAUAUUCCGCCACUGGUCGUCUAUAUCCCGAAUUCGCCGUACGUGACAUUCAGCAAUAUCUCAACCUUCCAGCUGUCGACCAACAACACCCAACGGGAUGCCAUUAUACUCAAUGGGAUGGAUGUUGCCACGAUGGCCAACGGCACACGGGACGCCACUUGGCCUACCUGCGUGGCUUGUGCGAUCUUGAGCCGCAGUAUGGAACGCACCAACACCGAGGUACCUGAGGCGUGCACGAGCUGCUUCAACCGCUUCUGCUGGGAUGGCUCGCUCAAUUCGACACAGCCGGCUAAUUACGAGCCUGAGCCAGUUCUCCAGGCGGUGAGCCUGCAAAGCGGGGGCUCUAAGCUCUUGCCCAGGUGGGUUAUUGCUCUCGCUGCAGCGGCAAUGGGCUAUCACUCUCUGUAAACUAUUUUCCAGGUGUAUAUGCUUUGUUGGAUAAUCUUCCUCGACACGUGUUGGAUGCAAAUAGGGUCAGGAUCAGUUUUUGGGUGGGCAAUCCAGGAUCAGGAUAUACACAAAAGUGGCAUUCAGGGGUGCAUGUCCUGCAUAUGAUGGCUAGGGUUCAUGAAGCAAUACGGGGGGUCCAUUUGUACAUCGAUGAUGAUCAUUACCAUGCAGUGGGAGCGAUCGAGGCUGAAAAUCAAAAGCCUGGCAUAAUUCCGACCAUCUUUUGGGUAAUAAUUUCGAGGCGCUGUUUCCUCGUUUGGAGGAAUAAGCGAACAGCCUUGAGUUCAUGUGUGGCAAGGAGGCGGCAGCAUUGGUGAGCACCUAAACGAUAUAGCGUCGCUGAAGGGCGCGUUGGUGCGGCCCUGAAA
Cladophialophora immunda is the source of this 2824-nucleotide messenger RNA. RefSeq lists its product as uncharacterized. The coding region runs from base 474 to 2414 and encodes 646 amino acids. Gene Ontology annotation, biological process: glycerophospholipid catabolic process. The record is from RefSeq and is a predicted model, not a curated record. Gene Ontology annotation, cellular component: cytosol; intracellular membrane-bounded organelle. NCBI's taxonomy places the organism in Eukaryota, Fungi, Ascomycota, Eurotiomycetes, Chaetothyriales, Herpotrichiellaceae. Gene Ontology annotation, molecular function: A2-type glycerophospholipase activity. The transcript has 2 exons.